AUGUUUGGCGGAUCGACACUAAACUUCAACCAGUCCUUCCCAUAUUAUCUUAUCCCUCCAACCGAACAGUAUGCUAUGUGGCAGUACGAUAUGAGCAACGAUCUAUGGGCAGCUUUUGAUACCUCGAGUUCCGGCAUAUCAAUUCCUUCCUGGGGAGCCAACGCAGAAGCCACUGACCAUGGCCUCGCUUUCUACGUUGGGGGUCAACUCGAUGCCGGGACUGCAAAUACCACUCAGGAUUUGGGGGAAGACACCGUGGGCGUCGGUGGCAUGGUUGUGCUCGACACAACGUCAACCAGAAUCAAGAACGUGACCGUGGAAGAUUCUAUCAAAAGCAAUAGACAGGGCGCCGGUAUGGUUUAUGUGGACAACUUUGGGGAUGCGGGAGUUCUUGUUUUGGUGGGAGGACGUACCGACACGGAUGGAUUUCUGCCAAUGGACGAGGUCUCAAUCUUCGAUGUGGGGUCAACUGAUCUCGGCGACAACGCCUCUGCCGACAAGAACAAGUGGUAUCGACAAAAGACAAGUGGUCCGGUCCCCAAUUCUCGCACCGAUUUCUGCUUGGUUGCAGCGCCAUCGCAAGACAACAGCAGUACCAAUAUAUACAUGUAUGGUGGCCGGAGUAAUGGCGCCAUCUUUGACGACAUCUAUGUACUGAGCAUCCCAUCAUUUACAUGGAUUAAGGUGUUCGUUGGCGAGUCCGCACGGUGGUCAGUCACAUGCCACUUUAUCCCUCCUCGACAAAUGAUCACUAUUGGUGGCGGUGGUGACUCAACAACCGACAUAGCAGCCGACUGCGACUGGGAAUAUAAGAGUUUGGCGGUACUCGAUAUGAGCACGAUAGGAUGGUCAAGCACUUAUGAUGCUAAUGCCGGACCUUAUAAAAUCCCAGAUAGUGUGGUCAAGAUUAUCGGUGGAAGUCCACAGGGCAAUGCCACCAAGAUCCAACCUACAGAUGGGUGGAGUGACGAUGCGCUUGCUACUCUAUUCACAAUAAAGACAGUUACGUCCGACACAAGCGAUCCACCAAGUGUAACAACUUCUUCAACCUCAGCCUCAACCCCAACCACUUCUACAGCUUCAAGCGGCACUCCCGAGCCGGCCAAGAAACUAUCAGUCGGUGCAAUUGCAGGUAUCGCCGUCGGCGGUGUAGCCUUGAUAGCAUUAAUUGCUGGUGGUAUUUUCUUCUUCCUCAGAUCGCGCCGUACCCGCAGAUUAAGCCAGCAUGAUAUCGCGCUCAUCGAGAAAGAUGGCUUGCCGUCCUAUAGUAUCGCGGCAUCCCUAUCCAGGGCGGAACUGGUCGGUACACCUCAAGCUGCUGAGCUCUCUGCUAAGCAGAACGGGCAUGACCACGAUGGCAAACCGCUGCCCGUGGAGAAGGACGGUGGUAUACUCCGGGUUGCGCCCGUUGAAAUGGAUGCACGCGCACGCGCACGCGCAAAUACACCUAUUGAAAUGGAGUGA
Exophiala bonariae is the source of this 1464-nucleotide messenger RNA. RefSeq lists its product as uncharacterized. The transcript has 2 exons. The record is from RefSeq and is a predicted model, not a curated record. Bases 1 to 1464 code for a protein of 487 amino acids. NCBI's taxonomy places the organism in Eukaryota, Fungi, Ascomycota, Eurotiomycetes, Chaetothyriales, Herpotrichiellaceae. Gene Ontology annotation, molecular function: protein binding.